AUGAGGUUUGGAAUACCUGAAAAUUUUGAUAUUGAAAUUGAUAGAACGGAAGUGGCCGUACCCAAUGCAUAUAUUAAUUUCAAGCACAAUGAUGAUAGUGCUAUAACUAAUACUAAAAGCAUAAUAUCGUACAUCGAAGAUAAAUAUAUUACAGAAAAAGAAGAUACAUUACCUCAAUUUCGAUGCUUCCGAAACAUGAUUCACCAGUAUUCUCAAGUAUUGCAGGAUCGGUUAAUCGAGGAUGAGAACAAGGUAUCCAACGCAGCUAAGAGUUCGUUUGUGCAAAAUAAAACAUCGGCCGAUGCGGCUAUUAAUGCGAUAAUAUAUGACUUUGACAGGUCAUUGAAGUUGCAAUCAUCAGAAGUGGAGCAGGUGAUUAAACAAGAGGAAGAACGCCAACGGGUGGAGCAGGAACGUAAAGAGAGAGAAGAACGAGAACGGAAACGUAGGGAAGAAGAGGAGCGGAAACGCAAAGAGGAAGAAGAUCGUAGGAAGAAAGAAGAAGAAGAACGCAUACGAAAGGAAAAUGAAGAGAAAAAGCGCAUAGAACAAGAAGAAGAACAAAAAAGAAAACAGAAGUUGCAGGAAAUGAAGCAAGAAAAGGAAAAACAAGAGAAAGUAGCUCUUGAACGAAAGGCUAAACAAGAAAAAGGUUUAACUAAUUUUGCUUCUGUUGAAAAUGAUUUCCAGAAGUAUGCAAAGGACAUUAAGGAUAUAAAGCAGAACGUGGUACAUGCGCUAAAUCAAAAUAAGGAAUUGAAGAAAGCCAUUGGGGCAUUGAAGAGAAAAAUUAAUCCAAAAUUUGGACAAUUAUCGAAUAGUUUCAACCAAUUGAAUACAAUCUCCUCAGAGGUGAUUCAAUAUGUUAAUGACGCUAAAAAUAUGAAUGAAUUAGCAUUCAACUGGAUUCUAAACUUUAUAGCUAAGGCUAUAAUAGCUCAAGCAGAAACUGAAGUAACUGUUAAGCCUACUGCAUCAUUACCAUUAGCAAGAUUGGCAUACACCUUACUUUCGACAUAUAAAGAAUUUGAAUAUUAUUUAACUGCGCGGUUUGUUAAGAAAUGCCCAUUUAUCAUUGGAUAUACUUGUUCAAUUGAUUCCGAAGAAGGAAGAAUACGUAUGGGUUGGAAGAGGAAUGAUAACAGAUGGGAGGAUGAAGUUAAAUACGAUGAAAGAGUUGCUGGAAUAUGUACCGUAUGGGCAGUUAUGACAAGAUUAGAAGCUCAGUCUCUAACUGAGUAUUCCAUUGCAGCAUCCUGGAGAUAUUUAGCAAGAACAUUAAACACGGAUCCUAAUUUACUUACUAAUGCUCAUUUUGCAUGUAUGGGUAAUUGGUGGGACGCCUGUGCCAAGGAGUUUUUAAGCUGUUAUUCGAAACAGGCUUACAAGUUAUUGCAUCUAUUAAGUAUUGAAUGGACAAAUUCUGUUGCAAAUAAAAAGUUUCCAGCUGCAGCAAGACUUCUUAUAUUGGGUGAAGAAUGGCUACAGAACAAUACUAUUGAAUCAAUUAAGCAAAUGGAACCAUAG
Molecule: messenger RNA, 1527 nt
Organism: Debaryomyces hansenii CBS767
Lineage: Eukaryota; Fungi; Ascomycota; Pichiomycetes; Serinales; Debaryomycetaceae
Gene: GLE1
Product: nucleoporin
Exons: 1
Coding region: 1-1527 (508 amino acids)
Biological process (GO): regulation of translational initiation; poly(A)+ mRNA export from nucleus; regulation of translational termination
Cellular component (GO): nuclear pore; cytoplasm; nuclear pore cytoplasmic filaments
Molecular function (GO): translation initiation factor binding; inositol hexakisphosphate binding; phospholipid binding
Source: RefSeq, a predicted model, not a curated record